UUUCUCUGGGCUGAUUUUCGUCCCGCUCGACGGGCUGUUGUGUGUUCUGUUCUUCUCUUUCUCGUUCUCGAACCGCAGGCAGCAGCGCCCGCCACCACCUGUCGACCCCCCUGUCGACCUCGUCUUCGGCCUCGCCCCCGCAGCCCCCUUUCGGGAUGCACCUGUCGGCGGCCCUGAAACGCGAUUACCAUCCGCUGCACUACAUCGCCGCCGGCAAUGGUCACAACGGUCCGCCCGCCCAUGGCUACAAUCAGGGAUCCGGGAAUGCGCCGAACAGCGGCGGUGGAGCUGGAUCGGGAUCGGUCGGCGGAUCCGUGGGCGGAGCUGGAGGAGCGGGCGGAGCGGCCGGGCAUAAUUCACAUCACACCAUGUCGUACCACAACAUGUUCACGCCGUCCCGCGAUCCGGGCACCAUGUGGCGCUGCCGCUCCUGCGGCAAGGAAGUGACCAAUCGCUGGCACCACUUCCACUCCCACACCGCCCAGCGGUCCAUGUGCCCCUAUUGUCCGGCCACCUACAGCAGGAUCGAUACGCUGCGCUCCCAUCUGCGGGUCAAGCAUCCGGACCGCCUGCUCAAGCUCAACUCGUCCAUUUAAGGGCGUGGCCGGGGCGCACACCCAGCCCAACACCGCCAGCUUUAUCAGCAGCAGCAACAGCAACAGCAGCAGCAGCAACAACAGCAACAGCAACAUGAACAGCAGCAACAACAACAGCAACCAGCUUACUACAUCAGCAACUAUACAAACUACAGCAAUAGAUUUGGCUACGGCGAGAGUUUAUUGUAAUUCGCUGUAGGCCUAGGUGGAUUUUUUCUUGCAUUUAGUCGUCGUCUGUACAUUACCCACUAGCUAUCCAAGCAAUAACAAUAACCCAAAACUAGUAGAACCGAAGAUGCUAUGGCAAAACGCGUAUAAAAAAAAAGUAUAUUGAUAAUCUUAACUAUAACUAUUGGUAAACUUUGACACAGUCGUCCCAUCAAUUUAUAAAUGUGUAUAACUAAAGAAAAUUAGGAAAAGGUUUCAGUUGCUAACUAAGAAGGAGGAGGAUAUAUCUAUGCCCUAUAAAGCGGGCCAGCGAAAGCAUAAAGUUCGAUUUGAACAGUUUUCUAAAGCCACCACAAACCGUUUCGAAGGUUUCUAAAUGUUGUUUCCUAAAAACCUAAAAACAAAAAAAUUAAUAACUAAACUAAUGAUAGAGAGAGAGGAAGCCGAAGGAAAUCACUUUGGGCUGAUUCGGUCAGCGGAUCGAGGUCACCCCCGAGGACGCGGGGUCACCAGGAGAUGAGAAGGAGCAGCCACCACAGCAACAGCAACAGUCACCCACAACUACUACUCAUACGAAGGUCACAUUAGGUUCUAGUUUAUUUUACUGUUUACUGUUUAGAUCGUAGUGUUAACCAAUAUGUUCUGCAGAGUAGGCAACGGAUGAGGGCUACUCAACCAACUACAAAGAAAUUUUCAUAUACCUCAAAUGCAUUUCAGUUUUAUUGUUGAUUGCUUAAUUUUAAUCUAUGUAGACCGUUAGCACUUAAACAUAAACUACCACUUAUAUGUUAUUUUAAUCGGUUCCAACUCGAUAGCCAAUAGUUUACCAAUGUUUUCCUCUGUUUUUUUUAUGUCCUCUACCAUCCUUUUGAUUUUGUCCUAUGCGUUAAGUUAAAGUUUUUAGGAUUAGGUCGAACCACUUGAACCACCUCACUUUUUUGUUAAGCUUGUUUAUAUUUAUGGUCAAAUGUUUAUUUAGUUAAAGUACACAAACAUAUAUUAAAACCCGAAGAAAAGGAAGUUAGUUGAUAUGAGGGCUAUACAAGAAAAAAAUCAUAUCACGAAAAUUUACAAAAAAAAAAAACGAUUGAAUUAAUCUUUAGAAAUUAUAUUUUUAAAUUGCAUAAAUGUCUGCUUAAUUGGCGAGAAAUGGAACGAAAUUAUUGUAAUUUGUAAUCGGUUAUCUUGCUUUUUGGAUCACCAUAACCAAAACGUCCCCGCAGAGACGGCAAAAGUAAUUAAUUUUAAACAUUUUGUGAUAGACAAAAUUACGUUUCGGCACAAAAUAAAUUUUAAAAACCUCUAUAAUAAUGCAAACUAAAAUAUAAAAUUAAAUGUGAUAUUUUCGGCACAAAACUUUACAUAAAAGCUAAAUACAAAUUUAAAGUAAAAAAAAUAAUAAGCAAAAAAAAUGGUAAACUAUCGUGAAGGUGAAGCAACAUUUGGCUAAGGUUGCUCACCUUAGAAGAUUUUUGUUAUAGCAUUAUUCAAAAUUGUUAUGUUUCGGUCCAAAGCACAAAAUGUAUAAAAUUACUUUCUAGUUAUUCUUUAAACUUACUUUUACUUUAACUUUAAAAUCUUACUUGAUUUCCUAAUUUUAAGUUACGUGCAUGUGCGUGUGUAUAUAUCGAUUCAAAAAUAUUUACACACAGAGAUCAUAAUUUUAUUUAGUUUUACGUUGAUUGAGUUGAGAAACUUUAAGCCAAUAAACUACAGCAAAAUUGAAAACAACAAAACAAAAACAGCACAGAUGUUAAGGCAAACCACUACUACACAGAUUUAUGUACCAAAAAUGUAAUAAAUAUGAAAUUAUAUGAAAAAAAAAAACAAAAACAAAACCAAGCAGCGAGAAACCAAAAGAAAACUAACUAGAGAAAGGUAAAAGGAGACUAGCUGGAUUUUUUAACCUUUUUUCCAUACAUAAGCAUAAAUCGUAAACGAAAUAUUUUUAUACAUCCAUCUUGUAAUCGGCCGAUUGAAUCGAGAGGUAAUAAGGAUCUGGGCCUGAAGGGUUGCUCUGUGGAAUCAGUUUUGGGACUCGAAUCCCAAGUCAAAUAAUGCUCCACAUUCGUCACGCGCGCAAAUACAAAACAGCAGCAAAUUGUAACUUAUUUUUUGCUCUACACUUACAAACUCAAUUAAUCAAUAUGCAAAUACAAAUAUGGCAGUGCCCAAAUCAUGGCACAUGGCACAGCAAUGAAAAAUAUUAUUAACAGUUUUUCGUCGUCUACAAGUUUAAAUAAAUCCGUAAAUCCAUAAAGAUCUAUAUAUAUCAAGCAAACGAAAUAUAUAUAUUUCAAAUUUAUUCAAAUUAAAAUCAAAAUAUAAUUCACUAGCAGCAUUUAAAUGUCAAGCGAAACAGCAAAUAAAACCAAAUAAAAUUUAUGAUUAUUAUUAUUACAUA
Drosophila ficusphila is the source of this 3168-nucleotide messenger RNA. Its product is annotated as sex determination protein fruitless-like. The transcript has a single exon. Lineage: Eukaryota; Metazoa; Arthropoda; Insecta; Diptera; Drosophilidae. Gene Ontology annotation, molecular function: DNA binding. The coding region runs from base 156 to 596 and encodes 146 amino acids. The record is from RefSeq and is a predicted model, not a curated record.